This is a messenger RNA of Nicotiana tabacum (common tobacco), 1926 nucleotides long. RefSeq lists its product as uncharacterized. Lineage: Eukaryota; Viridiplantae; Streptophyta; Magnoliopsida; Solanales; Solanaceae. The record is from RefSeq and is a predicted model, not a curated record.
CUGAUAUUUUAGAAUUAGUGGGAGAGAGAGAUAAAGUUAGGGUUAGAAGAAAAUUCAGGGUAAAGCACUUCUCCACUCCCUUCCUUGGCAUAACUCUUCAACCUCCUCCAUACCCACCAAACUCGUCCAUACCCACCAAAUAGAAUUCCACAACAUUGUAAAAUGGAGAAAGAAACCGUCUUUUGGCGCUGGUUUUUGGGAUUUUUGGCUCCAAACGAAUGUCAGGAUAACCACUAUAUAUAUAUGAGAAAAAUGACUGGAAAAAAUACAUUGCAAAGUGAAGCAAAAUUUCUGAACAGAAUUCUACAAAUCAAUGGCACCAGGCGGACGUGUCUCUAGGCAAACCACAAUUACAGGUGCUUCUACUCAAGCAAGCCGAUUAUCUGAUCCAUCAAAUAGUAAUAAUCCUACUCCUAAUACAGAUGAUUCAACUAGAAUCAGGAAAGGUCGUGGAAGGACAAUGAGAAAAGGUCUUGAGAAAAUGAAGAAGUCUAUAGGGAGAAAGAUGGUUAUAGACAUCCCAGUUGGUAAAGGAAGGCCAGUUAAGGCAAUUCCAUCAGCAAAGCUAUCAAAUGAGUUAGGAAUUAUUGCUCGCAACUUUCUUUCGCUUCCAAACAAGUGGAAGGAACUCACAAGAGAUGAUAAGGAUGCAGCAUUAAUUAGAUGCCAUGAGAAGUUUGAAAUUAACUGGGACGAGCAUUACACCAAAGAUAGAUGUGAGGAUAUUCUGAAAAAUAGAAGCCGACAAUGGCGCUACAAAUUAAAAAAGCUAUUUGAAAGUGCAAGCUCCGAGGAAGAGGCUCGUAAAAUUGAAGUGCCAGAGUUGACCCCGGAAAAUUGGAACAGGCUCUGUGACAUGUGGGCGAAUCCAGAGCAUAAGAGACGAUGCGAGAUAAACAAGGUCAAUCGAACAAAGCUGAAAUCUAAUCAUUUCAUGGGGUCAAGAGCUUUUGUAGCUGCUCGUGCUGAAAUAGGUGUGAAGGAACAUGAAGGAGUAGAGCCAAAUAGGAUUGAGUUCUACAAAAGUACCCAUACUCGAGUGAAAAAGGAUGGUCACCUCCAGAGGCUGAGACUAACUACAACAAAAUGAGAGAUUUGAGAGCUCGGUCUGUUUCUGAAGAGAAUCCCAUGGCUAUUGAUGAAAUUGUUGAUAAUGUACUUGGUACAAGGUCGGGACAUAUUAAAGGUCUUGGUUAUGGUGAAAAGCCUAAUACAACUAUAGCAACAAAAAGAAGGACAUCAGAAUUAGAGGAUGCUCUUAGGAGGGCAAAAGAGGAUGCUACUACUACCCAACAUGGUUUACAAGAACGUUUGAAUGUAGCUGAAACUGAGGUAGCAAAUCAGCAGAUACAGAUAAAAACAUUAACUUCUGAGUUGGGUACUCUAAGGGCACGCCAAGAGGAAAUAUUAAACCAAAUGAAGCGUCAUUUUAUUGGCUCAUCACCAUCAAGGUUAGAAGUACUACAUCUUUAAAUGAUGAAUUCAAUUAUAAUUCUUUUAGCAUCUAAGUUCGAAUUUUUUUUUUAAUGAUACAGUGAAGAUUGAGCCCCACCAGAUUAUCAACUUUGGGUACACUAAACUUCACACUAUUUAAUUUUUUUCUCAUUUUUAUUUACUUGUAUCACAAUUCAUUUAUUUGUUUCACCAAUUAAACUCUACGUCUAACAAGAAGUUGUAGUUUAUACCAAUUAUAUCUUAUUUAUACCAUGAUACCAUAAAGUAUUAACUUAAAUCAUAAUUUUUUCUCUAUCUUUUAUACAGGUAUAUGGAGGAAACUAUUGGAUCAAGAUUAAUUGCAAGUGAAGUGUCACUGCAUUCCUCCACUUCUCAGUCCUAGUUUAGGAGUAAUAUUUCUCAAUUAGACUUUUACGUUGGACAUAUUUACUUUAACUAUGUUUCUUUUAAUUUAAGGAGCUUUUAUUUCAA